Sphaerodactylus townsendi is the source of this 3993-nucleotide messenger RNA. It is a transcript of the gene ATP2A2, whose product is annotated as ATPase sarcoplasmic/endoplasmic reticulum Ca2+ transporting 2. Bases 113 to 3106 code for a protein of 997 amino acids. The transcript is spliced from 21 exons. Gene Ontology annotation, biological process: calcium ion transmembrane transport; intracellular calcium ion homeostasis. Gene Ontology annotation, molecular function: P-type calcium transporter activity; ATP hydrolysis activity; ATP binding. Lineage: Eukaryota; Metazoa; Chordata; Lepidosauria; Squamata; Sphaerodactylidae. The record is from RefSeq and is a predicted model, not a curated record. Gene Ontology annotation, cellular component: membrane.
GAGGGGGCCGGCGGAGGAGGCUGCUGCUGCUGCUGCUGCAAAGGAGGAAGAAGAGCGGGAGAGGAAGGAGCGACCGGGGAGGCUUGGAAGGGAAUCGUUCGCCGCCGCCGCCAUGGAGAACGCGCACACCAAGACCGUGGAGGAAGUGCUGGCUUAUUUCAGCGUCAACGAGAGCACCGGCCUCAGCACCGAGCAAGUCAAGAAGCUGCGGGAGAGGUGGGGGGCCAACGAACUACCAGCUGAAGAAGGAAAAACUUUACUUGAACUUGUGAUCGAACAGUUUGAAGAUUUAUUAGUUAGAAUUUUGUUGUUGGCAGCAUGUAUAUCUUUUGUGUUGGCCUGGUUUGAAGAAGGUGAAGAAACAGUAACAGCCUUUGUAGAGCCUUUUGUAAUUUUACUCAUAUUAGUUGCUAAUGCAAUCGUGGGUGUAUGGCAGGAGAGAAAUGCCGAAAAUGCUAUUGAAGCUCUUAAAGAAUAUGAACCUGAAAUGGGUAAAGUAUAUCGACAAGACAGAAAAAGCGUACAAAGGAUAAAAGCUCGAGACAUCGUCCCUGGCGAUAUCGUGGAAGUAGCAGUUGGAGACAAGGUCCCUGCUGAUAUAAGAAUUACUUCUAUAAAAUCUACAACUCUAAGGGUAGACCAGUCAAUUCUCACAGGUGAAUCCGUGUCUGUAAUUAAGCACACAGACCCCGUGCCUGAUCCUCGCGCAGUGAAUCAAGACAAGAAGAAUAUGCUCUUUUCUGGUACAAACAUUGCUGCAGGCAAAGCCAUGGGUGUGGUUGUGGCCACGGGGGUGAACACUGAAAUUGGCAAAAUCCGUGACGAAAUGGUGGCCACUGAGCAAGAGAGGACCCCCCUUCAGCAGAAGCUGGAUGAAUUUGGGGAGCAGCUAUCAAAGGUCAUCUCGCUCAUAUGCAUUGCGGUGUGGAUAAUCAACAUUGGCCACUUCAACGAUCCUGUCCAUGGCGGCUCUUGGAUUCGGGGUGCCAUCUACUACUUCAAAAUUGCUGUUGCCCUGGCCGUGGCGGCCAUCCCCGAGGGUCUGCCUGCUGUCAUCACCACCUGCUUGGCUCUGGGCACUCGCCGAAUGGCCAAGAAGAAUGCUAUCGUGCGGAGCCUCCCGUCGGUUGAAACCCUGGGCUGCACGUCAGUCAUUUGCUCAGAUAAGACGGGCACUCUCACCACCAACCAGAUGUCUGUCUGCAGGAUGUUCAUUCUGGACCGAGUGGAAGGGGAUAGCUGUUCUCUGAAUGAAUUUACAGUGUCUGGCUCUACAUAUGCUCCUAUGGGAGAAGUGCAUAAAGAUGACAAACUUGUCAGAUGCUCUCAGUAUGAUGGCCUUAUAGAAUUGGCAACCAUCUGUGCCCUCUGCAACGACUCUUCUCUGGAUUUCAAUGAGGCAAAGGGAGUAUAUGAGAAGGUUGGUGAAGCUACCGAGACCGCCCUCACUUGUCUGGUGGAGAAGAUGAACGUGUUUGACACAGAAUUGAAAGGCUUGUCCAGAAUUGAACGCGCCAAUGCUUGCAACUCGGUGAUAAAGCAACUCAUGAAGAAAGAGUUCACUCUCGAGUUCUCACGAGAUAGAAAAUCGAUGUCCGUGUACUGCACGCCGAACAAGCCCAGCCGGAUCGCCAUGAGCAAGAUGUUCAUUAAGGGUGCUCCUGAAGGUGUGAUUGACAGGUGUACACACGUCCGGGUCGGAAGCACUAAGAUACCAUUGACACCUGGAAUUAAGCAGAAGAUCCUGACCGUCAUCCGAGAGUGGGGCACGGGCAGAGACACGUUGCGUUGUCUAGCCCUGGCAACUCACGACAAUCCACCCAGGAGGGAUGAAAUGAACCUGGAGGAUUCUGCAAACUUCAUCAGCUACGAGACCAAUCUGACCUUCGUCGGCUGUGUGGGGAUGCUGGAUCCCCCCAGAAUUGAAGUGGCUUCGUCCAUAAAGCUGUGCAGGCAAGCCGGCAUUCGUGUGAUCAUGAUAACUGGGGAUAACAAAGGGACCGCGGUGGCCAUCUGUCGCCGCAUCGGCAUCUUUGGAGAAGACGAGGAUGUCACCUCAAGAGCCUUCACUGGCCGUGAAUUUGACGAACUCACCCCAGCUGCCCAGAGGGACGCUUGCCUAAAUGCCCGCUGCUUUGCCCGCGUGGAACCUUCUCACAAGUCUAAAAUUGUUGAGUUUCUGCAGUCUUUUGAUGAGAUCACAGCUAUGACGGGCGAUGGUGUAAACGAUGCCCCAGCCUUGAAGAAGGCAGAAAUUGGAAUUGCGAUGGGGUCGGGCACCGCGGUCGCGAAGACCGCUUCAGAAAUGGUGCUGGCGGAUGACAAUUUCUCAACGAUCGUAGCUGCUGUGGAAGAGGGCCGUGCAAUCUACAAUAACAUGAAACAGUUCAUUCGCUACCUCAUCUCUUCCAAUGUUGGGGAGGUUGUCUGUAUCUUCCUGACUGCUGCUCUGGGUUUCCCUGAAGCUUUAAUUCCCGUCCAGCUGUUGUGGGUGAACCUUGUGACUGACGGCCUCCCUGCCACGGCCCUGGGAUUCAACCCCCCCGACCUGGACAUAAUGAACAAACCUCCUCGCAAUCCUAAGGAGCCCCUGAUCUCUGGCUGGCUCUUUUUCCGUUAUUUGGCAAUUGGAUGCUACGUUGGAGCUGCUACCGUGGGGGCUGCCGCCUGGUGGUUUAUCGCGGCUGACGGCGGCCCAAGAAUCACCUUCUACCAGCUGAGCCAUUUCCUGCAGUGCAAGGAUGAAAACCCAGAUUUUGACGGUGUCGACUGUGUUGUCUUUGAGUCUCCAUAUCCUAUGACGAUGGCCCUGUCCGUCUUGGUCACUAUUGAGAUGUGCAAUGCCCUCAACAGCCUGUCAGAGAACCAGUCCUUGCUACGGAUGCCUCCAUGGGAGAACGUCUGGCUGCUGGGUUCCAUCUGCCUUUCCAUGUCUCUUCAUUUCCUCAUCCUUUAUGUGGAGCCGCUGCCACUGAUCUUCCAAAUCACGCCUCUGAAUCUGACCCAGUGGCUGAUGGUGUUGAAAAUCUCGCUACCCGUCAUUCUCCUGGAUGAGACACUUAAAUUUGUGGCGCGUAACUACUUAGAGCCUGCAAAACUGGAGUAAUCACUUAGCCCUAAGCAAAUUUUGCAGAAACGUAAGAUUAAUUUUUGUUGUGUGCAUGCGUCUUUAGCUAACAUCUACGAAGCUUAUCUGCAUGAGUCUUGUAAACGAAAACAGAAACAAAAUUCUUUCCCUAGGGAGGGAGGAAAAAAUAGAACUGAAAACUCGUGUUCUGUGAAGGAAGUGUGUGGUGCUCUUUAAGCUUCAGUUCAUAUACAGAUCUCCAAAUGUGCAAUAUAGUUUUUAACUGAUAAAACAGACCUCUGCAAGGAAGUUUUGGGGUUCUUUGCUGCAUGAAGACAACAGUCUCCCUAAACUGCUAAGCGAGAAUUGAGGAGUGGUGACCGGCCAAGUUUUAUUCUCCUUUUUUCAUAUUUCGUUGUGUAAAAUGUCAUAGUUGAUACAAUGUACAAUAUUGGAUUGUAAUGCAUGCUUUCCAGUUGUAAGUAGCCAAUAAUCUCUAUUGUAUCUUAACAUACCACUUUAAAACAGCUCUGUACAAUAUGCAGUUCUAUUUAUACAGAUUCAUUGACAACGGUACUGUUGUUGAACGUUUGAAGAAACUGUUAAAAAAAACCCCUUCGAUUCCAUAACUUCCGCUUUUUAAAAAAAAUAUCUUGGAGUGUGCAAAUAGACUUAUUUUGCACUGUAAUAAUGUAACUUAUUUAAAUCUAAAGCCGUAGACACACAUUGGUGCAAUACACAUGUUGUGAUGGCGUUUUAUCUUAACAGCAACAGAAGCCUAAUCAUGAACGUUGUUCAAGCAGCACGUGAGACUUAUUUUUUAGAAGUUGUAAAUAACAUUGGUGGUUCUGAUUCAAUGCUGACAAUAACGGGCAUCACACCUACCAUUCUGGUUUCAGGUAAAAUAAACUUAUUCUAUGAUAACA